GGAUCCCGUACUUUGAGACGUCGGCAGCGACGGGGUCUGAGGUGGACAAGGCGGUCCUCACUCUACUAGACCUGGUCAUGAAGAGGAUGGAGCAGUGUGUCGACAAGCCCACCUCCGAGCCCGCCAACGGGGGAGGGGCCACCAAACUGGAGGACGCUGCGCCUGACCAGAAGAAGUGUGCAUGCUAGACCUGGCCUCUUCCACGUCCCCUUCUCCCUACUCUGGUUGGUCCUCUAGURCGCCCUCUGGUGGCCAGACGCAGAAGGGCAGCAGCGUGGCCACAGCAUGAUGUGUGAGGGGGCAGCUCAGUCAGCCACACUGCAAUGGGGCUGUGGUUCUGGCCUUGCAUGGCCUGUGUGUACUGUGCUGGGCCUGGCUAUGUGUCUCUCCUGCCUGUCCUGUGUUGUGUUGUAUUGUGUCUCAAAUCUCACCCUGUUCCCUUACAAAUAGGGCAUUACAUUUGACCAGAGCCUAUAAGGGUGUGCACUAUGUACAUUGCCUUGGACGUAAUGGACAAGACAGCGGGACGAGGUGGAGCUGAGUUCAUUAUCUCCAAGGUAAUGUACACAAUGGAGGCAUUUAUCCCGCUUAUACCACAGUUGCCAAAGAAAACAAUACUGAAGUAGACAUUUUCUGGUGGAAAUGUUUUCAUAGAUUUUUUUUUAUUUUUAUUCAUUAAAAGUCAAAUUAAUACUUUUUC
Salvelinus sp. IW2-2015 is the source of this 700-nucleotide messenger RNA. NCBI's taxonomy places the organism in Eukaryota, Metazoa, Chordata, Actinopteri, Salmoniformes, Salmonidae. The record is from RefSeq and is a predicted model, not a curated record.